Molecule: messenger RNA, 1900 nt
Organism: Gastrolobium bilobum
Lineage: Eukaryota; Viridiplantae; Streptophyta; Magnoliopsida; Fabales; Fabaceae
Product: probable folate-biopterin transporter 2
Exons: 5
Coding region: 310-1803 (497 amino acids)
Cellular component (GO): membrane
Source: RefSeq, a predicted model, not a curated record
GUAAGAUUUAAUAUGCACUAGUGAAAGCAGCAGUGAUAGUUUCCUUGUAGAUUUAAUGCACGUUUGGCUUAAACAAGAAGCUGAACCCAGUGGAUCUCUGUUCCAUGAAUCCUUAUUUUUCACACUAACUAUAGGUUCAAGUCAACGUUUCCUUUUCAAAAUCCCUUCUUUUUUUUGGUAGGGAUUGAACAUUGAAAUCUGAAGGAAAUGAGUUCAAAGCUGCAAGAUUCCCAUGUUAAGAACUAGCAAAUAAAAAAAAUUGGGAAUUGUGGAAUUUGGUCCUCUAAGUCUUUAUCACAAUAGUGAACGAUGCUGGAGAAGGAAAAUCUGGAGGAUCCCUCUGAUGAAGUUUUGGAAGAAAAUGAACCCAGAAAGGGGGUUUGUAACUGUCUCUGCGUUCCAGUCCAUUGGUUCAGAAUGCUUUCAAGGGAAACACAUUGGAGUUUUGUAUUUGGGGUGAUAGUUGUUUAUGGUGUAAGUCAAGGACUUGGUGGAGCUCUUUCUGGCGUUGCCACUAAGUAUUACAUGAAGGAUGUUCAACAGGUUCAGCCAUCUGAAGCACAGGUUUAUGUAGGAAUUACAUACAUUCCUUGGAUUGUCAAGCCUCUCUGGGGGCUUCUCACUGAUGUUCUCCCAAUAUUUGGAUAUCGCAGGCGACCUUAUUUCGUUUUUGCUGGAUUCAUAGGAGUGAUUGGCAUGCUUUUGUUGGCUUUGCACGAAAACUUGCAUCUUUUGUUGGCCCUUUUGUCAUUAACAGCUGGAAGUGCUGGGGUGGCUAUAGCUGACGUGACCGUUGAUGCCUGUAUAGCACAGAACAGUAUCUCUCACCCUUCACUUGCUGCUGACAUGCAAACUUUAUGUGCCUUCAGUAGUUCUGUUGGAGCAUUAAUAGGUUUCUCCAUUAGUGGUAUCUUUGUUCACCUUAUAGGCCCUAUGGGCGUGUUUGGUUUGAUGACAAUCCCAGCCGGACUUGUAAUUGUUGUCGGUUUUGUGCUUGAUGAGCCUCAUAUGCCUAACUUUGCUUACAAACAGGUGAACCAAAAGUUUCUUGAUGCUGCCAAAGCUAUGUGGACGACAUUGAAAAGCGAAGAUGUAUGGAGGCCUUGUUUAUACAUGUAUUUAUCCUUUGCGUUGAGUUUGAAUAUUCUUGAAGGAAUGUUCUAUUGGUAUACAGACUCAAAGGCUGGGCCGUCUUUCUCUCAGGAGACUAUCGGUUUUAUAUUUUCAAUUGGUUCAGUGGGGUCCCUUUUUGGUGCAAUACUAUACCAGUAUGCUUUAAAGGAUUAUGCAUUCAGAGACUUGCUUUUCUGGACUCAGUUAAUUUAUAGUUUGUCAGGCAUGCUAGAUCUGAUUAUGGUCAAGCGAUUGAACCUUAAGUUUGGUAUACCAGAUUAUGUCUUUGUUGUGGUUGUUGAGAGUGUAGCUCAACUGACUAUUAGACUCAAGUGGAUGCCUAUGCUUGUACUCAGCUCAAAGCUUUGCCCCUCAGGUAUUGAAGGCACUUUCUUUGCACUACUAAUGUCAAUUGAUAAUCUUGGACUUCUAUCAGCAUCAUGGGGAGGUGGCUUUUUACUCCACAUGCUAAAGAUUACACGGACAGAGUUUGAUAAUCUUUGGUUUGCUAUUUUGAUUCGGAACAUUUUAAGAAUCACUCCACUUUGCCUGCUGUUUUUGGUACCUAAAGUUGAUCCAAACUCUUCCAUACUUGCAAGCCAAAGCUUGACUUCACAUGUGGCCAUUGACUCUUCAGAAACGGAGAAUAUUGAAUUGGUGUCCCUUGUAAACAAUGUUGAUGGUAACUAGCCAAGAAAAAACCUUUCUUUCAGAUUCUCAAUUUCAAAUACGCAAAAACUAUCAAAGCAAUGUUACUUUAAAUUGUGCAGAGAUAGGACACAAGAAA